Molecule: messenger RNA, 3757 nt
Organism: Mustela lutreola (European mink)
Lineage: Eukaryota; Metazoa; Chordata; Mammalia; Carnivora; Mustelidae
Product: guanylate-binding protein 4-like
Exons: 13
Coding region: 245-2260 (671 amino acids)
Biological process (GO): defense response to protozoan; defense response to Gram-positive bacterium
Molecular function (GO): GTPase activity; GTP binding
Source: RefSeq, a predicted model, not a curated record
UCCCGCCUCAGUGAACAGGCGAAAUCCCCCCUCAGUUAGCGCCGCAAAAACUGUGCGUGUACUUUCGAUUACGGUGCUCCGCGUCCCCCACCCACGGCGGCAUGGCUGUAAUAUCCGGCAGCUCUCCCGCUUCCAAAGGGAACAGGCAGUUUCCUGAGAAGCCAGACGCAGGCGGAGCGCCUGAGGGGAGAGGGAGAGCGCCCGAGAACUUGUGCCCUGACUGCAGCGCCCGCGCCACGUCAUCAUGGCAUCUGGACCCACCAUGACAGAACCCAUUUGUCUAGUGGAAAACCACGGAGAGCAGUUGAAUGUGAAUCGAAAAGCGUUACAGAUUCUUGACAAGAUUUCUCAGCCUGUGAUGGUGGUAGGCAUUGUAGGGCAAUACCGGACAGGAAAAUCCUACCUGUUGAACCGCCUAUUAGGACAAAACCAUGGCUUCCUCCUGGGUUCCACAGUGAAGUCUAAAACCAAAGGUAUUUGGAUGUGGUGUGUACCCCACCCCUCCAAGCUGAACCACACCCUGGUCCUUCUGGACACUGAAGGUCUAGGGAAUAUAGAAAAGGUCGACCCCAAGAAUGACUCAUGGAUCUUUGCCCUGACUGUGCUUCUGAGCAGCACCUUGAUCUACAACAGCAUGGGCACCAUCAACCACCAGGCCCUGGAGCAGCUGCACUAUGUGACUGAACUAUCACAGCUAAUCAGGGCGAAGUCAUCCUCAAAGUUCAGUGGGGUAGACGACUCUGCCAACUUUGUGAGUUUCUUUCCAGAUUUUAUUUGGGCUCUACGAGAUUUCACACUGGAAAUGAAGAUAAAUGGACUCUUCAUAACUGAAGAUGAGUACCUGGAGGAUGCCUUGAAGCUGCUUCCAGGCACAAAUCCCAAAAUCCAGAAUUCCAACAUGCCCAGAGAGUGUAUCAGGCAGUUCUUUCCAAAACGGAAAUGCUUCGUCUUUGACCGGCCUACAAGUGAUAGAAAUCUCUUACUCCAUCUUGAGAAGGUGCCAGAAGACAAGCUAGACAGUACUUUCCAGGACCAAUCAAAGAAAUUCUGUACCUAUAUUUUCAAUCACACAAAGACCAAGACCCUAAGAGAGGGAAUCACUGUCACUGGGAGCCGGCUGGGGACUCUGUUGAUAACCUAUAUGGAUGCCAUCCAUCAUGAAGCAGUUCCUUGCUUGGAGAACGUGGUGACAACUCUGGCUCAGAUUGAGAAUCCAGUGGCCGUGCAGAAGGCAGCUGACCACUACAGAGAGCAGAUGGCCCAGCGAGUGAGGCUGCCCACAGACACACUUCAGGAGCUGUUGGAUGUACAUGCACACUGUGAGAGGGAAGCCAUUGCAGUGUUCAUGGAGUACUCCUUCAAAGACGACAAGCGGGAGUUCCAGAAAAAACUCAUGGAGACCAUAGAGGAAAUCAAGGAAGAUUUCUUGCUGCAGAAUGAAGAUGCAUCUGUCAAAUUUUGCCAGGCACAGCUUAAGCAACUUUCAGAGUCCUUGAUGGAAAGCAUUUCAAGAGGAACUUUCUGUGUUCCUGGAGGAUAUCAUCUUUACUUAGAAGAAAAGGAAAAGGUUGAAUGGGACUAUAACCAAGUGCACAGGAAAGGGGUUAAGGCAAAUGAAGUUCUCCAGCACUUCUUACAGAACCAGGUGGCAGUAGAGAACUCCAUCCUGCAGGGAGAUGUUGUUCUCACCUAUCAGGAGAAGGCCCUAGCAGCUGAAUUAGCUUUGAAGGAGGCAGCUGAGAAGGAAGUAGAGCUUCUAAGUCAGAAAUACAAGGAGCAACAGCAAAAACUGGAGGCUCAAGAGAGAAGCUUCAAGGAAAAUAUAGAGCAACUGAGAGAUAAGUUGGAGAGAGAAAGAGAAAGCCUUCAGAUGGAGCAGGAAAAAAUGUUGAAUCACAAGCUGAAGAUCCAAGAAGAACUUCUUAAUGAAGGAUUCCUACAGAAAUCUGAGGACUUGGAUACAGAGAUAGAGCUACUAAAAAAAGAGAUUGCAGCGGGUGCUAAGCAAGCUAAGGAGGAGGCAGCUGGGAAGAAACUGGAGCUGCUAAGAUGGAAAUACAAGGAGCAACAGCAAAAACUGGAGAUUCAGGAGAGAAGCUUUAAGGAAAACUUAGCCCAACUGAGAGAGAAGUUGGAAAGAGAAAGUGAAAACUUUCAGAGGGAACAGGAAAAAACGUUGAAGCACAAGCUAACGAGCCAUGUCUUGCAAGAAGUUGCUGUGCCCGAGAUCAAAGAGAUGGCUACCUGUGUUCUCCUCUAGGAUUUUGAUGAAUUCCUGUCUCACAUUUAAGUGUUUCAUCCAUUUUGAGUUUAUCUUUGUGUGUGAUGUAAGAGAAUGGUUCAGUUUCAUUCUUCUGCAUAUGACUCUCCAAUUUUCCCAACACCAUUUAUUGAAGAGACUGUCGCUCUCCCAUUGGAUAUUCUCUCCUACUUUGUCAAAGAUAGGUUGAACAUAGAGUUGAGGGUCCAUUUCUGGGCUCUCUAUUUUGUUCCAUUGACCUAUGUGCCUGUUUUUGUGCCAGUACCAUACUGUCUUGAUGAUUACAGCUUUGUAAUAUAGCUCGAAGUCCAGAACUGUGAUGCCUCAAGCUGUGAUUUUUUCAACAUUCCUUUGACUAUUCAGGGUCUUUUCUGGUUCCAUACAAAUUUUAGGAUUGUUCGUUCCAACUCUGUGAAAAAUGUUGAUGGUAUUUUGAUAGGGAUUGCAUUGAAUGUGCAGAUUGCUCUGGGCAGCAUAGACAUUUUAACAGUUUUUAUUAAUAGAGACAUGAAAAAAUGCUCCACAUCACUUGCCAUCAGGGAAAUACAAAUCAAAACCACAAUGAGGUACCACCUUACACCAGUUAGAAUGGACAAAAUUAACAGGACAGGGAACAACAAAUAUUGGCGAGGAUGUGGAGAAAAGGGGACCCUCUUACAAAUGUUGGUGGGAAUGCAAGCUGGUACAGCCACUCUGGAAAACAGUAUGGAGUUUCCUCAAGGAGUUAAAAAUAGAGCUACCCUAUAACCCAACAAUUGUGCUACUGAGUAUUUACCACAAAGAUACAGAUAUAGUGAAAAGAAGGGGCACAUGCACCCCAAUGUUCAUAGCAGCUGUGUCCGCAAUAGCCAUACUGUGGAAAGAGCCAAGAUGUCCUCCAGCAGAUGAAUGGAUAAAGAAGAUGUGGUUCAUAUAUACAAUGGAAUGCUAUUCAGCCAUCAGAAAGGAUGAAUACUCACUUUUUACAUAGACAUGGAUGGAACUGGAGAGCAUUAUGCUAAGUGAAAUAAAUUAGAGAAAGCCAAUUACAUGGUCUUAGUCAUAUGUGGAGUAAAAGGAACAGCACAGAGGAUCAUAGGGGAAGGGAGGGAAAACUAAAUGGGAGGAAAUCAGAGAAAGAGACAAGCCAUGAGAAACUCUUGACUCUGGGAAACAAACUGAGGGUUGUGGAAAGGGAGGUGGGUGGGGAAAGAGGUUACUGGGUGAUGAAUAUUAAGGAAGGCACAUGAUGUGAUGAACACUGGGUGUUACAUGCAACUAAUGAAUCAUUGAACACUAUAUCAAAAACUAAUGAUGGGGGGGGGGAGGACCUGGGUGGCUCAGUAGGUUAAAGCCUCUGCCUUCAGCUCAGGUCAUGAUCCCAGAGUCCUGGGACCGAGCCCCACAUCAGGCUCUCUGCUCAGCGGAGAGCCUGCUUCCCCCUCUCUCUCCGCCUGCCUCUCUGUCUACUUGUGAUCUCUGUCUUUCAAAUAAAUAAAGAAAAUCUUAAAAAACUAA